Messenger RNA from Limanda limanda (common dab), 1101 nucleotides. RefSeq names its product G protein-coupled receptor 132b (gene gpr132b). Gene Ontology annotation, molecular function: G protein-coupled receptor activity. Gene Ontology annotation, cellular component: membrane. Gene Ontology annotation, biological process: G protein-coupled receptor signaling pathway; negative regulation of G2/M transition of mitotic cell cycle; G1/S transition of mitotic cell cycle. The record is from RefSeq and is a predicted model, not a curated record. Lineage: Eukaryota; Metazoa; Chordata; Actinopteri; Pleuronectiformes; Pleuronectidae. The transcript has a single exon. Bases 1 to 1083 code for a protein of 360 amino acids.
AUGCACCAGCUUCCUGUGACCGACUCAGUUUCUCUGAUGAACAACCACAGUUCCGUGUUGGCGUGCGAGCUGCCGUACGACGAUGGCCGCCUGCCGCUGGUUCUGCUGUACAGCGUGGUGCUGCUGGUCGGGCUGCCUGCCAACCUGCUGACCCUCUACCUCACCUGGCUGCAGGUGUGCAGGAAGAACGUGUUGGGUGUUUACCUGUGGAGCCUGUCGCUGUGCGACCUCACCUACCUGCUCACGCUGCCGCUGUGGGCGCACUACGUGAGCCGAGGUCACGUGUGGCCCUGGAGCUCGGCCACGUGUAAGCUCACAGGCUACAUCUUCUUCAACAACAUGUACAUCAGCAUCUUCCUGCUCUGCUGCAUCUCCUGCGACCGCUACGUGGCCGUGGUCUACAGCGUGGAGUCCCGAGGUCUGCGGAGGCAGCGCCUCGCCGUGCUCAUCGCCCUCGCCAUCGUGCUGCUGGUCGCGGUCGGGCACCUUCCUGUCUUCGCCAUGAGUGAGGGCGACGCUGGCGAGGGAGACCAGCGCUGCUUCGAGCCCAGUCAGAGCAGUCCGACCGUGAUGGGCUUCAACUACGCGCGCUUCAUAGUCGGCUUCUUGCUCCCGCUGCUGCUGCUGAUGGCGACGAACCGCGGCGUCCUGGUCAACGUGCAGCGCAGCACGGGGCUGCGGCAGGAGCAGAAAGAGCGGGUCCGCUGGUUGGCUCUGGCCGUGGUCAUCCUGUUCCUGGUCUGCUUCGCCCCGUACCAUCUGAUUCUGCUGGUCAGGGCCGUCAUGUUCCACUUCACUCAGCCGCAGGACGCCACCUGCCGGUUCGAGGAGGCGGUCUACACCCCCUACACCAUCUCCCUCGGCCUCGCCACCGUCAACAGCGCCAUCAACCCCAUCCUCUACGUCCUGUCCAGUGAGAACAUCCGCAAAGAGCUGAGCCGAGGCCUGGCGCAGGUCUGUGACCAAGCUCGUCUGAGACCAAGAUCCGACAGCAGCCGGAUCCAGAUCCAGUCCAACAAGAACUCGUCAGAGCUGAAUGCAGCAACCGAGGAGCAACAAGGAGGACAGCCUCCGGUCUCCUAACAGAACCUUCCUGGUCCC